GGCACGUGGAGAACUCACCCCCAAGACAAGAAGAAGACAACGCUCCCAGGCUGAAUAUUAAGGCAGGAAGCCGACGUGAUGUCUCAGGUCAUACCCAGCCACGUGCUGCGGGUUGGCCAGACGAUACGUAUUGCAUCCCAGGAAGAAAGCAGAAGCUUACAUCCAGCCAGGAGCCCCUGCUGCCCUAGCUUGACUACAAAAUGUUCUUAUUAUUCAGCCGAGGGUUGGCUCAGCCAGCCUAUGAUGGCACAAACCAAAGCACGGCUGCUGCCAAAUGGGGGACUGCAUGGACCUAACUCGAAUGCCAUGUUCACAUGUGUGGCCUCUCCCCCCCACAGGAAAGAGGAUCAGGUUGCCUCUUUGGAAAGAGCCAGUCCCACACAUCAGCCAGAGGGCGAGGAGGAGACUGAGGGGAAUCCUGAGGCCAGUCCAGUGUCUCCAACCCUGGAUGUGUCGAUAGAAAGCCUGAACCAACUGAUCCUAGAAAUCGACCCGACCUUUCAGCCCCUCCAGCUCAAACCAGACAGCGGCAAGAAGUACACUGCCCAACCCACAUCUCCUGGCAACGCGGCUGUGACCGAGAAACCAGACCUAGAUUUGUUAGAGAUCAAGUAUAUCGAAAUGACCCCCACCCGAGCCAAGAGCCAUGAAUCGAUGCAAGGCUCGGCCAGUCCUUGCAUCACUCCGCUCUCCAUGUCGCCCCAAGGCAGCUGCUUCCUGCUCCCAAGAGGGGUGCUAGCCCGGGACAACUGCACCCCGAAUGGCAGUCUUGUCUUCUCAAGCCCCUCCGGGCCCGACAGCAACCAGGCAGCUCCUCAAAAUCAGCCACCCACUGGGAGCUCCCCCCAGACCUGCUACAGAGUGUCUGAGUGUGUGUCCAUCCCGCAGCAUGGUCAGAAGGAUUGCAUCUCCUACAGGCCAAAUACUCUCCUGGCCACCUCUCCCGGCCUGGAGAGUUUGUGGAGGGCUUUGUACAUUGGCCGGGCUCAGCAGAGAACCAGCAGGGUCUCCAUGCUCUCCAUGAGCCCGGGAUCAGAUAGCAGUUACGUGCUUGGAAGCAGCACCCAGUCGCUUCUCAACGAUGACUCCGACUCUUACCAACCUGCCCACAGAUCAGCGGAAAAAAGCCCCUUAUCUAUCGGCUCUUUCGGUAGCCCUUGUCUCACUUCCCCAGGCGUCCAAGUCGAUCAUUUUGGAGAAGCCUUUAGCCCAGGUCCCAGUUCCAACAAAGUGAACACCUCUUCCUUCCUGCCACUCCAGAAGGGACACGCCAGCAGCUGUCCCCCGUCCAUCGUUAACUCCAUGGCUGAUAUCCCCAUACUUAUGGUCAACGGAUGUCUGGAACAUGGUGAGACGUCUCCCAAAAUGGGCAGAGACUUCCAGGGUUCCGUCAAGCAGAAAAUUCCACCCAGUUUCAGCUCCUCCUCAGGGAUAAGCAGCUUGAAUAAGACCUCUUCUGAAACGUCUCUCUCCUUCUCCACGAACGGUCCCUCCAAAGAUGGUGAGCCAACCAUGAAAUUUGUGAUGGACACGUCAAAAUACUGGUUCAAGCCAAGCAUUACAAGGGACCAAGCAAUCCAACUUCUGAAGGAGGCGAAACCAGGCGCUUUCCUCAUGCGGGACAGCACAUCAUACCGCGGGUCGUUUGGGCUGGCGAUGAAGGUUCUCAGCUCACCAUCCAGCUGCAAGACAGGUGAUGACAGCAGCGACCUGGUCCGACACUUCCUCAUUGAGUCAUCUGCCAAAGGAGUGCACCUUAAAGGGGCCAGCGAGGAGCCCUAUUUUGGGAGCCUGUCGGCCUUCGUCUACCAGCAUGCCAUCACACCGCUAGCCCUGCCCUGCAAGCUGGCCAUCCCCACACGAGAUUUCGCUGGUGGAGAAAAUAGCCUUGAGACCCCCCUGGAAUCUGCACUUUCUGCAAGGAAGCAAACUGCUGCCUGCAACGUCUUGUACCUCAACUCCGUGAGCGUGGAGACGUUGACCGGCGCCUCAGCAGUUCAUAAAGCUGUCUCCUCCACCUUCGAGCUGGAGACGCCGCCCAUGCCCACCAUUGUUCACUUCAAAGUGACCGAGGAAGGAAUAAUCCUGACCGACAUCCAGAGAAAGGUGUUUUUCCGACGACACUAUCCCCUUGCUGCCCUCAGCUUCUGUAGCAUGGAUCCUGAGAACAGAAAGUGGCAAAAGUACUGCAAGUCUUCAAGGAUCUUUGGCUUUGUAGCCAAAAGCCAAACUGAUGUCGAGAAUGUCUGUCAUCUCUUUGCCGAGUACGACACUGUGCAGCCGGCUUCUCUUGUCAUUGACUUUAUCAGCAAACUCCUCCCAGAGCAAUAGAUGCUGCAGACCUGCAUAGAAGCCGGUGCUGGCAGUACCUGGAUGCUGCUGAGCCAUUUCCUGCCAUUCUAUUGCUACCUUGUUGCAUUUUGGCAACUGCUCCUAUUUAUAACUUUUGUUACGUACUUUGAUGUCCAGAGUUUCAGAGGAAGGCUUUACGCUCCCUGCUCAGCCCUGGGAGCCUCUUCUGGGAUCAGAUCUCAUUCAAGAUCUCUGAUGAGGAAUCCCAUGGAAAUCUCUAUCAUGCCGAAUGCCUUAGGUGUAUGUAUUAUUGCAGCCUGCAGGAAGCCACAGUGGGUCAGAUGGUGGAUGAGUGUGUGACGGGUUGGAUUUGCCUUGCAAAGUUCACUCAUCUGGGGUGAGUAAUUUUGUUCUUUAAUAGGCAGGGAAAAUAUGGGGGCCAAGAUUUUUGAUAGUGAUGCCUUGAUUUCUGGCUGCCCAAUUUGAGACUCUUAAAAGGAUCUGAGCUCCCACCCUCCAAAAAUCCGGGUUAGCACCGCCCGACCUCACAGAUGUCUUGUGAGGAUAAAUGACGCUUUGCUACAAUGGUACCUGGCGCCAGGCGAGGGAGGACCUUCUGGAGACCGAUAGGCCCUUCUAAGUAGCCUCCAGGUGGAUUCUGCAAAUCAAGGCCCCUACGAUCACGAGCUGAUUCUGAAAAAAUCUUGGCUCCCUAAGGAUUUGUGACUGAAAUGUAGGGCGAAGUAGAUUUUUUUGGCCAGGGCUGGUAAAUUUUUGUGCCAUUUUUGCUAGGCUGGAUUAGCCUGGAUCGAAACAUCCAGAUCAAGACGAGCGGAGAAAUAAACGUUGACAUUUUCAUGACCGUAAAUGUAUUGGCUUUUUGGAGGAGACUUACCUGGAUCUGGGCCAGAUCCUCAGCUGAUGUAAAUUGGCAGAGCCUCCUUCUGGGGCACUCCACCUCCUAAAGGAAGCAGGUGAUUCCAGUAAGUAAGAGGCCCAAUUGCAUAGCUAGGGCAUUGGACUGGGAGCCAGGAGAUACGAGGUCAAUUCCCUUCACUCAACGGCCAUCAGCUGAAGGUCUCAUCCCUUUGGAGCAUGA
Molecule: messenger RNA, 3391 nt
Organism: Dermochelys coriacea (leatherback sea turtle)
Lineage: Eukaryota; Metazoa; Chordata; Testudines; Dermochelyidae
Gene: TNS4
Product: tensin 4
Exons: 12
Coding region: 79-2331 (750 amino acids)
Molecular function (GO): protein binding
Source: RefSeq, a predicted model, not a curated record